Molecule: messenger RNA, 2961 nt
Organism: Botrytis byssoidea
Lineage: Eukaryota; Fungi; Ascomycota; Leotiomycetes; Helotiales; Sclerotiniaceae
Exons: 2
Coding region: 1-2961 (986 amino acids)
Source: RefSeq, a predicted model, not a curated record
AUGCCGCAACGCCCGGCAAGUGUAUUCGAGUGGAUUGCUGGCCCUGCUCCGAUAAAAGCUGCAUAUCGAUCUGUUGGCAUUGCAAAUCCCCAGGUUGACAUGGCCGAUUCCAAGGUUGCUGUAGCAAGUCAACCCCGUAUUCGCCGCCGUGUCCAAAUCGAAGUCGGAGUUUCUGAUUUUGGUGCCUCUUCCGCCAGUUCUUCCGAAGAAGAAGAACCUCCCCCGAAAUCAGUAGCCAAGAAAGCCGAAAAGCCUAAAGCCAAGGAAUCAGAAUCGAAAAAGCCUCAAGCGACCAAGGAAGUCGAAAAGAAAGUCAAAUUUCAAGAACCAACCCCCAAAGAGCCGACUCCCAAACUUAAGUCUGCAUUGAAGAAGAACACCUCGGAGAUUUCAGCAAAACCUCGCCCAUGCGAAUGCUUAGAGUGUAAAGCUCGGCAGAAACCGAAGAAUAAAAGCAGCGUGGAAGAAUCAAGCGACUCCAGCGAGGACAGUGAAUAUGAAGCUGCACUGACCAUUAAACCAUUUAAACCAUUGAAGAAAAUACAACUGAGCAACAACAACCAAAACCCACAACCAAGAAUUUUGAAGCUCAAGCAAAAUCGAAAUUCCCAAACAAACCAACUUCAAUGGGAUUUUAGUUCGAAUGAACGCGACAAUCAUCAACAACCCAGAUUCAAUAAUCGCCAAUACAACAAAGAGAGCUCAGACGAGUCCAAUCAAUCUGAGAUUGAAGUUGUUCAACAAAAUCGAAAAUCACCGCGCUAUAUGAAUCAUAUAAUGGAGGGAAGGACCCUUCAAGAGAUGAGAGCUGAAGUAAUACUUCGCGAAGAUGUGAUUGAAACCCCGUCUGAUCCUCGUCCAAACGCAUUUCUUGACACGAAAAGCGGUGUUCUUCGAGUUUACCAUGGUCGGGUGUAUGGUAAUCCUUUUGCGACACUUCUCACGCCAGCUCAAGUGCCAAUCGGUACCUUUGCUCCAACCUCAGCUCAUUUUGGUGGCUCGCCUCCGACGUAUAAUGUGUCUGGGGGUAACGGGCCUGGCCCUCAUGAUCAACACCAAUUUCAACCAGAAUUACCCCGCAAUUUUUCGAACAAUACUGUCAGACAUACCCCCAAUCAGAAUCCGCAGCGGAAUUUUUCAAAUAGCCAUUCUAAUCGGGCUUCUUCCAACAACCGGCGCCAACAGCAUGGUAGCAGCGGCAAUAUUAAUAAUCAGCAUGUGCCAGGUGGUUGGGUCGAUGAUACGAACAACAAAGAAGACUCUGGUUCGGGAGGCAACAACAAUAAUUCGGGCUCUAGUUGGAAUAACAUUGAAGAAGAAGCCAAUAACAACCAGGACGCAGGUGAUUGGGGAAGUAACGAAGCAAACAAUAAUCAAGCUUCGAGUGGCUCGGGAAAUAAUGGUCAGAACCGCAGCCAACGAGCCGCUUCUGUUAGCAGUCACAAAACGCAGACCUCCAACAAGCAGAAGAAUAAGAAGAAGAGCGAAAAGAGCCAAGCAAACCAGAGUAAUCAGUCUAAUAACAACAACUCUGGCGAUGCAUGGGGCGUAGACAAUAAUGAUCAGUCUGGCAACUCGAACAGCUGGGGUGCGAACAAUGGUACAGGCGGGGAUUCUGGUUGGGGAAAUGAUACCAAGCAAGAUGCGGACGCUACAGCGAACAAUGACCCUUGGGAAAACGAUAACAGUAACUCAAAUGACAACUCCAAUAAUCAGAACUCUGGCUGGGGAGCAGAUAAUCAGGAUUCGAACAAUCAAAAGUCAAAUUGGGAUAACGAUAACAAUCAAGAGUCAAAUGAUAAUUCGAACAACCAGAAUUCUAGUUGGGGCAAUGAUAAUAACCAGGAGUCAAACGAUAGUUCGAACAACCAGAAUUCUAGUUGGGGCAAUGAUAAUAACCAGGAGUCAAACGAUACCUCGAAUGAUAACUCGAACAAUCAAAAUUGGGACUGGGACAAUGGUAAUAACCAAGACUCCAAUGAUAACUCCAAAAAUCAAAGUUCUGGUUGGAGAGCAGAUAACCAGGAUUCCAACAACUCAAAUAACAAACCUUCAAGCUGGGGCAACAAUGAUAAUAACGGCCAGCCGAACUCCAAAGAUCAGCCAAAGAACGGCAAGUCCAGCGGUUGGGGAGGAAAGCCAGGCAAUCAAAAAAAUGAUACAUCCGGAGGCUGGGGAGGUUCGAACGAGAAACAAGGCAAUGCCAAUUCAGGAGGAUGGGGAAAUCCUAACAACCAACAAAAUAAUGGCAAAUCUGGCUUUCGUACAGCUUCACAAAAUAACACCAAGUCAAACAACAACAACUCAAGAAAUCCACAAAACAGCAAGUCAAAAAAUAAUCAAAACUCCAAAAGCUACGAUGAUCCUGAGUGGACCGCCCACGACGAUAACCAAGAGGAUGAUCAAAACCAGCAAGAUGAUAGUAAUGACUGGGGACCAACCAAUACAAGCUAUAACGUCGUACAAAGCGCCAAGGGCAAAGGCUGGAACAAUGAGAAAACUAAAAAUCAAAGCAAUAGUGGUAAAAAAGGAAAGUCCAAUAAAGGAAGUCAAUGGGGAGGCGAUGGUCAUAACUCCGGCGAGGGCGGAGACCAUGUUGAAGAUGUGGAAGAAGGGAACCCGCAAUUUAGGGAUCACACACCUACUAGUAGUGAGAUAUUGAGAAAUUGGGAUAGUACAAAUCAGGGUGGUUACGCGGGAUUUGGAAAUGUGAAUAACGGAAAGUAUAAUGGUGGUGGGAAGAAAAAGAAUCAUGCGAGGAUGCCUACUGCUUUGAGUCUGGCAGGAAGUUGGGCGUCGUCGGAACUUAGUGAUAAUGAAAACACUGGUAGAGGUCGCAAGAGUAGUAAGGGUGGCAAAGGGGGAAAGAAUAAGGCGAGCAAAUCGGGUAAUACGGGGUAUGAUAACAAUGUAAGCAGUAGUAGUGGAUGGAAUGUUACUAGCACUGGUGGUGGAUGGUAG